Messenger RNA from Bombus impatiens (common eastern bumble bee), 1031 nucleotides. It is a transcript of the gene Sod2, whose product is annotated as superoxide dismutase [Mn], mitochondrial. Gene Ontology annotation, biological process: superoxide metabolic process. Bases 187 to 843 code for a protein of 218 amino acids. NCBI's taxonomy places the organism in Eukaryota, Metazoa, Arthropoda, Insecta, Hymenoptera, Apidae. The record is from RefSeq and is a predicted model, not a curated record. Gene Ontology annotation, molecular function: metal ion binding; superoxide dismutase activity. The transcript is spliced from 3 exons. Gene Ontology annotation, cellular component: mitochondrion.
CUUGUGACGUAAUAUCUGAUAUUCGUAUAGCUGGUAGUGGUAGUAGAGUUCGAGCCAUUCCCGGCAUACUCCGGCAUUAAGAUUUUUGCAACUAUUGCGGCGAGUCUGCGAUCAGCGGUUACUUCUGCACUUCACAUUUUCUGAUAUUAGUUUAUAUAAACAAGUUGAUUCGUCACAGUUCCAAUAAUGUUCGCAGCAAGACGUGCUCUGUUUUCCAACACAAUCAAAGACACAUUUGUGAGAACAAAACAUUCACUACCUGAAUUACCCUAUGAUUACAAGGCUUUGGAACCUAUUAUCUGCGCUGAAAUUAUGCAACUUCAUCAUUCAAAGCAUCAUGCGACAUAUGUUAACAAUUUAAAUGUUGCCGAAGAGAAAAUGAAAGAAGCUGUCGCUAAAGGUGAUGUUAAUACGCAAAUUGCAUUGGGUCCAGCUAUUAAAUUCAAUGGAGGAGGUCACUUAAAUCAUUCAAUUUUCUGGUGUAAUCUUUCACCAAAUGGCGGUAAACCAGAUGCUGCACUCCUCAAACAGAUUGAGAAGGAUUUUGGUAGUAUGGAAGAGAUGAAAAAGCGGUUAUCUGAGAGUACUGUUGCAAUCCAAGGUUCUGGUUGGGGUUGGCUUGGAUAUUGUCCAAAAGCAAAAUCUUUAAGGAUAGCUACUUGUGCUAACCAAGAUCCUCUCCAAGCUACAACUGGUCUGAUACCACUUUUUGGUAUCGAUGUUUGGGAACAUGCGUACUAUUUACAAUAUAAGAAUGUUCGACCUGAUUACGUUAAAGCUAUCUUCGACAUAGUGAACUGGAAUGACGUGAAUAGCCGUUACAACAAUGCUCAGAAAUGUUAGAGAGUGAAGGAAAAUAUGAUAGUGACUAAAAUGAUUUUUACAUAGUAUGAACCUUUUCCGAGAAUCAAUUUCGUAUUCUCUCUCUUCUUGUUUGUCUUCAGAAGACAUUUAUGAUUUUAUAUAAACCUGUUUCAUAUAUAUUGUACACAUAUAAUAAUAAAUGGUAAUGAAAUUUGCCAGAGAAGUUA